AUGGACGCCCCCUCACACCCUCUCUCCCGGGCUAUCUACAACUUCACCUCCUCAUGGUUCCUCAUCCCCCAAGGCACCAGCAUCCUCGCCGUGAUCCUGCACCAGCUGCACUACCAAUUCAGCGCCCUGCCCACCCUCGCCAAAAUCGUCUGGAUCUACGCCAUCGUACUGCUAUCCCUUUUCCUCGCCAUCUACAUCACCCGCAUAGUCCUCUACCGCCGCCACGUCACGCACGAAAUCCGCCACAACGUCGUCGAGGCCUCCUGCCUCGCCAGCGCCCCGAUCGCUUUCACCUGCAUCAUCCAGAUGAUAACCCUGCAGUACAAAGGACACCCCGGCGCCGAACUAACAGCCUACGUUCUCUGGUGGAUCUCUACCUUCCUGUCAAUAUGCACCGUCAUCGGCGUCCCGUAUAGUCAGCUGAAAAUGCAGCCUUCCGGAAUCGAACACAUGCCGCCCUCUUUUCUAUUGCCCGUAAUCUCGAUCCUCACGUCCGCGGCUGGCGGCGGCGUGAUCAGCUCAAACAGCACGUUCAGCGCCCGUCUCAAGAUCCCCGCUAUCAUUGUGUCUUACAUGGAACUCGGCGCCGGAAUCGGGUUGGCAACCUGCAUCGACGCCUGCAUCGUCUACCACCACUUCGACAGAAAGUACCCCCGCUACAGCGAAGCAUACCAGGACAUGGUAUUGUGCGGACCGUUCGGACAAGCAAGUUUCGCGCUGCAGAUCCUCGGCAGCGCAGUGAGCAGCAGCUUUGGAUCGUAUGAGCGCGGUACGCUGUUGACGGAAGCCGCGGCGGGCCCGAUCGCCGCCGUGAGCGAGUUUGCGGGUGUGUUGGCGUGGGGGUUCGGGACGUUCUGGUGGAUAUUGGCCAUUCUGAGUAUUGUGUAUACGCUCAAGGUGCAGAGUGGCGGGUUUCGCAACGUGGCGUUUUCGCUGAGUGCGUGGAGUUUGAUUUUCCCGUGGGGCGUGUACAACAAUGCCGCGGUGCAGCUGGGCAAGCUGAUGGAUGCGCCGGCGUUCGAUGUCUGGUCGACGGUUUUGCUGCUGAUGCUUCUUGUGCUGUGGGUGCUGCUGAAUGGCCUUACGAUCAAGGGGAUUGUUACGGGGAAGCUCUUUGGGUUGGAGAGGGGGUGGAGGGUUCCGAAGAGCGAGGGUCAGACUGUUUAG
Messenger RNA from Aspergillus mulundensis, 1167 nucleotides. RefSeq names its product putative malic acid transport protein. Gene Ontology annotation, cellular component: plasma membrane. Gene Ontology annotation, molecular function: sulfite transmembrane transporter activity. Gene Ontology annotation, biological process: sulfite transmembrane transport; transmembrane transport. Bases 1 to 1167 code for a protein of 388 amino acids. Lineage: Eukaryota; Fungi; Ascomycota; Eurotiomycetes; Eurotiales; Aspergillaceae. The record is from RefSeq and is a predicted model, not a curated record. The transcript has 2 exons.